CAAAAACUUUCGUUUUUCGUCGAUGUGUGCGAAGAAAUGAGUGUUUUCUACAGAUUUCGUAGUUUUAUAAUUAGAAAAAGUAUAUUUCAUACUAAUAAUAGUACUAUUAAAAUCUAAACUUGAUCUUGGUAACAUUGUUUAUUAAAUAAUAGUAAAUAAAGACAUUACAGGGGUAUAUUCACGAAUAUGUUAUUGUGCUCUAAGUUUCAUAAUGGCGGCCCGUCGCGUCCCCCGCGCCUCCAUUUCGAUGACAGUCAAAUUAUCGCAAUGCCGAUGGUUAAAGUGUAAUAAAUAUUUUGUUGUUGUAAAUAGUUUAGUGAAAGUUGUUAACCUAUAAAAUUGUGAGGACUAACAAUGAAUCCAGAACACCAUAAUAUCAAUACGGGUGGUGGCCAGCCUCCUGGAAGUUCCGAGCCACAAACUCAACGAGUGCAGAAUGCGCAGCAGCAACAGUCUAGCAAUAUGCCCGCCACCACUUCAGCUACAGAUCUGCGAGUCAAUUCGGCCGCCGUAAACGUUGCUUUGUCUAGCGUUGCCAAAUAUUGGGUGUUUACAAAUUUAUUCCCGAGCCCGAUCCCACAAGUUUCCGUUUAUGGACUACCAACUGGGACGAGAAUAGAAAAUGGAAAACCUGUGCAGGAUUUGGGACAAGCACAUGCCAGUAUAUUAAAUGGAGACCCUAACAUCAUACUGGGGCAUCAUGGUGGCCAACCACAAGUCACUGUUUCAGCUGGAGCGCAACAAAUUCCAGUGUCUCAGAUUAUUGCUACACAAUCAGGACAAGCACAUGAAGCACUGGUGGCUCAUAAUCAACAGCAAGAGUUGGCACAACAGGCAUCGAGCACCGGAGCACAGGUCACUGUUACCCCAGGCCAGGCCAGUCAUCAGCAGGUACCCAAUAAUCGGGUCGAGUUUGUACACCAUAACAUUGAUAUGGGGCAUCAUUCACAGCAACACUUGAUGCAACAACAACUGAUGGCUAGUACUCGCCCAGAACACACAAAUCAACAGAUACAAUUAACUGUCAGCGAAGAUGGUAUUGUAACUGUGGUGGAACCAGGUGGAGGUAAACUCGUGGACAAGGAAGAGCUGCAUGAAGCUAUCAAAAUGCCCACCGAUCAUACACUCACAGUACACCAACUGCAACAGAUAGUAGGGCAACAGGUAUUGGAUAGUGUGGUUCGCAUAGAGCAAGCAACCGGCGAGCCGGCAAACAUUCUAGUGACACAUAACCCUGAUGGAACCACUUCUAUAGAAGCUAGCGCAGCAGACUCGUUAGCUAUAGUUAAAGAUGAAAAAAAUGGCAGCAAGAUGGAGACAGCUCAGUUUGCAAUACCUGCAGAUAUAAAGGACAUUAAGGGUAUUGAUUUGAAAAGUGUUGGUGCAAUGGGAAUGGAGGGGGCAGUAGUAAAGAUCUCAGCAGGUUCAUCAGAACAUGAUCUCCAUGCUAUGUACAAAGUAAAUGUUGAAGAUCUUUCACAAUUGCUUGCAUAUCACGAAGUAUUUGGUAAACUUAAUGCUGAAGGACAACCACAGGCAAAGGUAAUAAAUGAAGUGGAAGUAGAGCCAGGUACCAGUGGUGCCAUGGCGGAAACAGAGUCUUCCCCAGGCCACCACUCAUGUGAUAUUUGCGGAAAAUCGUUCCAGUUUCGCUACCAAUUAAUUGUUCAUAGGCGAUAUCAUGGUGAAAGCAAACCGUAUACGUGUCAAGUUUGCGGAUCUGCGUUUGCUAAUCCCGUCGAACUCUCAAGACACGGAAAAUGUCAUCUUGCUGGAGAUCCAGCCGAGAGACAUGCAAAGAGAUCAACUCAAGAUAAACCUUAUGCAUGCACUACUUGCCACAAAACGUUUUCUCGAAAAGAACACCUUGAUAACCAUGUUCGCAGCCAUACUGGAGAAACUCCAUACAGAUGUGAAUAUUGCUCCAAAACAUUCACGCGUAAGGAACAUAUGGUGAACCACGUGCGAAAGCAUACAGGCGAAACACCACAUCGCUGCGAGAUUUGCAAGAAGAGCUUCACUCGGAAGGAGCACUUCAUGAACCAUGUUAUGUGGCACACAGGUGAAACGCCGCAUCAUUGUCAAAUUUGCGACAAGAAGUUUACUAGGAACGAGCAUUUAGUGAACCAUAUGAGAUCGCACACAAACGAUACUCCUUUCCGAUGCGAACUGUGUGGCAAGUCUUUUACAAGAAAAGAACACUUCACCAAUCACAUUAUGUGGCACACGGGCGAAACACCCCAUCGAUGCGACUUUUGCUCUAAAACGUUCACGCGUAAGGAGCAUCUGUUGAAUCAUGUCCGGCAACACACGGGUGAAUCGCCACAUCGCUGCAACUUCUGCUCCAAAUCAUUUACACGUCGUGAACAUCUAGUGAACCAUGUCCGACAACAUACGGGGGAGACGCCAUUCCAGUGCGGCUACUGCCCUAAAGCGUUUACCAGGAAAGACCACCUAGUGAACCAUGUCCGCCAGCACACGGGCGAAUCGCCACAUAAAUGUUCAUUCUGCACCAAGUCGUUCACUAGGAAGGAGCAUUUAACAAAUCAUGUACGCCAACAUACAGGAGAAUCGCCCCAUCGCUGUUCCUAUUGUGCUAAAUCGUUUACCAGGAAAGAACAUCUUACGAACCAUAUCAGACAGCAUACGGGCGAAACGCCACACAAGUGCACGUACUGCCCGCGCGCGUUCUCCCGCAAGGAACACCUCAACAACCACAUUCGCCAGCACACCGGCGACAUGCCGCACUCUUGCACCUACUGCAGCAAGAGUUUCACGAGAAAAGAACAUCUCGUUAAUCAUAUCAGACAACAUACUGGAGAGACACCGUUCAAGUGCACAUAUUGCACGAAGUCUUUCUCACGGAAGGAGCACCUGACAAACCAUGUGCACCUCCACACGGGCGAAACACCACACAAGUGUCCGUUCUGUACUAAAACAUUCUCACGGAAGGAGCAUUUGACCAACCAUGUCAGAAUUCACACGGGCGAGUCGCCACAUCGGUGCGAGUUUUGCCAGAAAACGUUCACACGAAAGGAACAUCUCACCAAUCAUUUGAAGCAGCACACUGGGGACACACCCCACGCCUGCAAAAUUUGUUCCAAGCCAUUCACGAGAAAGGAACAUCUUGUUACUCAUAUGAGAUCGCACAGCUGCGGUGAGCGCCCAUUCAGCUGUAACGAAUGCGGUAAAUCAUUCCCGUUGAAAGGUAAUCUACUUUUCCACGAGCGGUCCCACAAUAAGGGUAACGGCGGCGCGAGGCCAUUCAGAUGCGGGAUCUGUUCGAAGGAUUUCCUUUGUAAAGGACACCUGGUGUCUCAUCGGCGGACACACACGGAAACUGCCGGCGGCACAGCGGCAGCAGAGUGCGGCUGCGAAACGACGCCAGACGGCGAGUGCACCAAGUGCGACAAGGGAGAUGUUGAUCGGCCAGAAAGGAAGCAUGACAUCAGUCGAGUAGCAACAGAAAACAGACCCACGGAAAGCAAUAUUACACAAAACCCCCAAAAUAGCACAACUGUGAUGCAAAUAACAAGCCAACAAGUCCGCGCUGGCGUACCAACAAGCGGUGCUGAUGUGGCAGGCGUAGCAAGUGUCGCGAGCGUGACGAGUGUGGCGAAUGUGGCAGCGGCCGGAACAUUUGCACAUCCAGCGGCCACCGCACAUCACUCCGGCGCCCCCAUACACCACCCCGUCACUGUUAAUUACUAGCACCACGCCCCACCACCCGUACCACAAGUAUGCCACCAACUAUUGUGAACCGCGACGAUCGAGUGUACAGGCGAACAAAAUAACAAUACAGGGUUAGUUGUAAAUGGUAUACCGAGUCACGAGCCGCAUAAGAAUACUCAUAAAGCUGAAUAUUAAACAAGAAACGAAGUGGAAAUCUGAUUAUAAAUAUUGCACUUUUAUACUAAAUUACAUACGUAAAACGGGAAAUUUUGUACAGCGGUUUUAAAAUUGUAUUUAAUUUUGCACAUUACUUUCGACUUGGUGUACUUUUUAGUUACUAACACUGUAAAGAAAUAUAACCUUCUGCCAGAUUGUGGUGUGGAAUAACUUCAAUCUGAAAUAUUGUAUAAGUGACAAUAUAUGGCUAAUUGUUUUGUUUCAGUACUGAACUGACAUGCCAUAAUGCAUGCUGGAAAAUCAUACAUAUUUUUUUAAAAGAGUUUAUAACAAUAUCUUUUAAUUUUAUUCUUCUUUAAUAUUUUGAUUGCAUUGUACAACGAUCGACUUGAGUAUAACUUAUUGUGAUUUACGUAUAUCAUUCAUUUUAUGAAAUUUAAGUAAUCUAUUAUAUAGUUGCGUAUUUUUCGUUUUAGUAGACAGGUAAUCUACUUUUGAAGAAUUUUAUUUACUAGCGUCUGCGGUAAGCCGUUAGUGUAAAGCCGCAUUGUGUGUGUGUAAUGUAACUCGAAUAUAAUAUUAUAUAUGGAUACCAUUACAAGUAUCGCAAACUUUACUUGGGAUUCCGAUUCUACGUAAAUAUAGAGGCACUUGCAAUACGGGUUGUUACAUUUGUGUAGGGUUACCAUCUUUUUGGGUUACCCCGGAGUUGUUCUAGUUUAGAGGGCUUUCAGAUAGCGGGGUUACUCAGGGUUACAUUAUAGUCACAGUUUACAUCCGUCUGUUCACGCUUGUAUCUAUUUUACAAUAUCUAAAUCUAUGCGGUAGUUUAUAGCGGGACUGCUCUGGGAUGCAAUCAUGUAAUUUAUUUGUAAAUAUAUAUACACUUAAUUGUUAAGCUUAAUUCGAAUACGAACUUUGCGAAAUGUUUAUAAUGACAUAAUAUUUUUUUAUACCCUAGCAGUACAAAAAGUUCUUGUUCGUGAUAUGAAUCGUUGCUACUGUUGAUUCAUUUCUUAAUUGUAAUACUUAUAAACUUAAGAGUUUCAAUUCUUCCUCAUUUUGUCUCUGAACUGCUUUUAUGUAAUAAAUAGUUUAAUGUAAAUAAAAAUGAUAAAUAGUAUGUAUAAAGAUGGUUGUUGCUUUUGUGAUUUACUUCAUAUUUAUAAAUAUAAAUAUGUAGAGCAUGAGACAUAGACAGUUAAUGGUGUUUGAAUCGAUUUAAUUUACCAAUCAAUAAGCAAUAUCCAUAUUUCAUUAGUUUUACUGUUAAUAUCAAUUUACGCAUUCAUAUCUGUAGCGGUUACCAGAAUAACACUUACGUUUUCAUUAUGUAAAUACAAACAGUGGUUUUAGAUAUUAUUUUAGAUAUUUAUACAAUUUUAUUUAAAUUAUAUACUUUUAACGCCUCAAACAUAAAUUCAUGUAUUUAAAACAUUCCUGUGCAAAGUAACCGAGAAAAUAAUUGAAAGCUAAUACAAAAUCUUCAUGAAUUAUAUUUUCAUGUAGGGAAUAUUUUGUUCAUAUUAUAAAUUGCGAUGGAGCUAUAUAAUUAUUUGUGGUGAAAGUUCCUUCUGAUUUUUGUUUUGAUAUCGAAAAUACAGAAGUAUUUCAACAUAUUUUAUGCGAUAUUAAAU
Achroia grisella is the source of this 5486-nucleotide messenger RNA. RefSeq names its product zinc finger protein 271-like. The record is from RefSeq and is a predicted model, not a curated record. NCBI's taxonomy places the organism in Eukaryota, Metazoa, Arthropoda, Insecta, Lepidoptera, Pyralidae. Gene Ontology annotation, biological process: regulation of transcription by RNA polymerase II. Gene Ontology annotation, molecular function: DNA-binding transcription factor activity; RNA polymerase II cis-regulatory region sequence-specific DNA binding. The transcript has 22 exons. Bases 355 to 3711 code for a protein of 1118 amino acids. Gene Ontology annotation, cellular component: nucleus.